This is a messenger RNA of Adineta ricciae, 723 nucleotides long. The record is from the annotation of a GenBank genome assembly. Lineage: Eukaryota; Metazoa; Rotifera; Eurotatoria; Adinetida; Adinetidae.
AUGCAAAUCGACAACACAUUUUUCCAAUUUCGAAAUGUGACUUUGACAAGAUUUUCGCGAAGUUUCAAACUCAUACGUGAUAUCAUGAACGGAAAUGCUUUUAUAUCUUCUCGUUCAUUGAAUUGGGAAUGGUGGACAAGGUUAGAUAAUUUUUCCACUACAAUUCUCACUCGUCCAAUUAUAAAGAACAAAAGAUGUUCAUGUGGAACACAAAGUGAUUGUUUUGAGUCAGGAGGUGUUUAUGAUGGACAAACUGAUGAGCAAAUCUUUGCAAUUCCUGGAUGGAAUGUUGGAUGCUCAGCAGUAGAAACAUUACUUCAUUCAACACUCGAAUGCUUUUAUGAUCAAAACUGCAUUGAUUCAUUAUUAUUUCAUAUACCCAAUGAUGAUUUUCAAAGUCCUCGAGUGAAUUUUUCAGCUAUUAAUUCUUCAAGAGAAAGUCGUUUCGACAGAAAUACAUCGAUUCAAAACAUUGUAGAUCAAUUAUUCAUUGAAGAAUGGAAAUGGAAUAGUUCUUAUUUAUCAUUUUACAAUCAAUGUGCUCCAAUUUCUUGUUCUUAUCAAAUCAGAAGAAAUGAUCAUUUUAUGCACACUGUAUCACAACUUUUAGGAUUGUAUGGAGGAUUAACAACUAGUUUACGAUUUACUAUUCCACUCAUAGUUAAAACUAUAUUUAAAAUUCGAAACCGAUUUCGAAGAAAUACAGUUAUAUCAAUGGAAUAA